Messenger RNA from Rosa rugosa (rugosa rose), 4616 nucleotides. Its product is annotated as pentatricopeptide repeat-containing protein At2g22070. The transcript is spliced from 2 exons. Gene Ontology annotation, biological process: RNA modification. Bases 191 to 2542 code for a protein of 783 amino acids. Gene Ontology annotation, molecular function: RNA binding; protein binding; zinc ion binding. The record is from RefSeq and is a predicted model, not a curated record. NCBI's taxonomy places the organism in Eukaryota, Viridiplantae, Streptophyta, Magnoliopsida, Rosales, Rosaceae.
UCCAUAAAUCGGAGACCGACUGGAGUUGUUUAGUUUGUGCUUUCCUGCACCUUCGUUUCAAACGGCUCUUUCUGUCUGCGGGAAUUCCCGCCAGGCUUAAAAAAGUUAACGUCAACCUCUCUCACAAACAUAACCAUAACCUUUUCUUGAUUGGUUUAAUUACCACACACAGCAGUUGCUCUCUAUUCUGAUGGAGGCAUCAAACCCUCGGACCACUUCGUCGGAUUUCUACGCCUAUCACCUCCAAGCAUGCCUAAACAAGAGACACCCAUUUGCCGGAAAAUCCAUCCAUGCCCAGAUCAUCAAGUCAGGGCUUCACCUAGGUGUGUUCUUGAUGAACAAUCUCAUGAACUAUUACAUCAAAACUGGGUCUUAUGUCGAUGCACGCAACGUGUUCGAUGAAAUGCCUGUGAGAAACAAGUUUUCAUGGAACACGAUGCUCUCUGGUUACACAAAGCAGGGAAGGCUCGAUGCAGCUUGGGGAGUUUUUAAUGAAAUGCCUGAACGUGACUCGGUUUCGUGGACUGCGAUGAUCGUGGGGUAUAAUCAGAUGGGGAGAUAUGGUAAUGCGAUUCGGAUGUUCUUGGACAUGGUUUCAGAUGGAGUUCCUGUGACCCAGUUCACUGUUACUAACAUUCUUUCGGCAUGCGCUUCGAUUAAGGGUUUGGAUAUUGGUAGGAAGGUGCAUUCGUUUGUUGUUAAGCUUGCUGUUGGUAGUUAUGUUUCGGUUGGGAACUGCCUUUUAAAUAUGUAUGCGAAAUGUGGUGAUCCGAGGACUGCACAGAUAGUUUUUGAUAGGAUGAGAUUGAAAAAUGUAUCUAGCUGGAAUCAUAUGAUUAUGUUACAUAUGCAAUGUGGUCGUGCAGACCUUGCUCUUGCACAGUUUAAUCAAAUGACGGAGCGCGACAUUGUUUCUUGGAAUUCAAUGAUUGCUGGAUACAACCAGCAUGGGCUCGAUACGGAAGCAGUGGCUAUCUUCUUAAGUAUGGUGAAGGAUUCUUUUCUAAAGCCUGAUAAGUUCACCUUGGCAAGCAUCUUGUCAGCUUGUGCUAACCUUGAGAAGUUGGAACUUGGAAAACAAAUACAUGUUCUUAUUAUAAGAGCUGGAUUGGACACAUCCGAAGCAGUGAUUAAUGCUUUGAUUUCAAUGUAUGCCAAGUCUGGUGGGUUGGAAAUUGCUGAAAAGGUUUUAGAGCAAUGUGGGACUUCAGAUCUCAAUCUUAUAGCUUUUACUGCCUUAUUGGAUGGAUACAUUAAGGUUGGGGAUGUUAACCCAGCGAGACAGAUAUUUGACUCAUUGAGAGAAUGUGAUGUGGUAGCAUGGACAGCUAUGAUUGUCGGUUAUGUGCAGAAUGGGUUGAAUAAUGAUGCUUUGGAGCUCUUUAGGUCAAUGAUAGCAGGAGGCCCCAGGCCCAACAACUACACCUUAGCAGCUAUGUUAAGUGUCAGUUCAAGCUUGGCUUCUUUGGAUUAUGGAAAACAAAUUCAUGCAAGUGCUAUACGAACAGGAGAAGUGUCUUCAGUUUCUGUGGGCAAUGCUCUAAUUACCAUGUAUUCCAAAGCUGGAAGCAUCAGUGGUGCAAAGCAAGUUUUCAAUCUGAUUGACCGGAAUAGAGAUACUGUUUCUUGGAGUUCCAUGAUUAUAGCCCUGGCUCAACAUGGUCUUGGGGAAGAAUCCAUUGAACUAUUUGAGAAGAUGCUGUCACUUGGUAUUAGGCCCGACCAUGUAACUUAUGUUGGGGUGCUCUCUGCUUGUACACAUGUGGGGUUGGUCGACCAGGGCAGGAGCUACUAUAAUUUGAUGAGGAGCGUACACAAGAUUGAACCCACCCAUAGCCAUUAUGCAUGUAUGGUUGAUCUGCUUGGGCGUGCUGGGUUACUUCAAGAAGCAUACGACGUGAUACAAAAUAUGCCAAUUGAACCUGAUGUAAUAGCUUGGGGUUCACUUUUAUCUGCUUGUAAGCUUCAUAAAAAUGUGGAUUUGGCUAAAGUUGCAGCAGACAAAUUGCUCCUUAUUGAACCAGACAACAGUGGGGCCUAUUCAGCCCUUGCUAAUUUGUAUUCAGCUUGUGGAAGGUGGGCAGAUGCUGCAGAAGUAAGAAAGCUAAUGAAGAAUAGGAGAGUGAAGAAGGGCCAAGGAUUUAGUUGGCUUGAGUAUCAGAACAAAGUCCAUGUGUUUGGGGUUGACGAUGGAGUUCAUCCACAGAGAGAUGGAAUCUACAAGAUGAUGGAGAAAAUCUGGAAAGAGAUUAAAAAUAUCGGUUUUGUCCCUGAUACUGAGUCAGUAUUGCACGACGUUGCAGAAGAAUUGAAGGAGAAGAUGCUUAUGCAUCACAGUGAGAAACUUGCAAUUGCAUUUGGGCUAAUAAAUACUCCAGAGAGCAGUACGCUGAGGAUUAUGAAGAACCUCAGAGUUUGUAAUGAUUGUCACUCUGCCAUUAAAUUUAUAUCCAAGCUUGUGGGAAGAGAAAUCAUUCUGAGAGACGCUACUCGUUUUCACCAUUUUAAGAAUGGGACUUGUUCUUGUCGGGACUAUUGGUAGGCAUAAGGAUGAAGAUUUAAAGAUGGUUUAAUGUUCAAGUGUACAAAGAUUGUUGUAUGUAGAGGUUGAUACUCCACAAAAGCAGCAGUUGAUGUGCUGGCUGGCUAGUUAGUUUCAUACGGCUCCAGGAAGCUGCUAAUAUGGUCAGUUUACAUUUGAAGGUAACUCUUCUUGGCAAUCAUGUCCUUGCUCUCUGAUUGCUGCUAUACGAGAUAGUUGGUCUUUGAGACAUUUAAUUCCCAAGGAUUGAAGCAUGGUUUUGGGUGUUGAUAACACGGAGCAAAACCAAACUUUGUGCAGGUUUGAUAUGCAUUGUGGACCCAUUUACUGUUGACUUAAAUUAUUGGGGUCCAUUGGUAAUCCAACAUGGUCAGUUUGAAUUUCAAUUCUUAGCAUUUCUCAACGAAUCUGACUUCGACACAUGCCUUACUUCUGGUAGAUUUGAGCAGUUACUUUUCAAUACGAUCUUGGAAUUAUUAUUUGGGAGCAGAACGAUUUUGCUCACAUAUGGUUUUCCUUUUUCAUUCUUUCUUCAUUUUGAUGUUAUAUAGAUAGUUUUGUUUGUUAUUUAAAGACUGAAAUUCAAUUUGUUUAUCCAUGAAGGUUGUCACCAUAACGCAGCUGGGCUGAACCUUAAGAAAUAAGGACUCUUUCAUAAUUGUUUGGUUCUGAUGCUUUUGUGUUCUCUUUUUGGCUUCUUUCUUUAUAGUGCGUUUUGAAUUCUGCUGCUUUUGUUGCUUUGCUCUCUCAUUGUGUUUUUGCAAACUAAUACAUACUUUAAUGUACACUGGUUGCAUUGAUUUAUUGUCAUUAUAGACUGCACCUAGGUUAGUCCUCCCUCACCUGAAAUUAAGCCGACCCAUAGACUGCUACUGCUCGAGUACAAAGUGACUGUUGGAAGGUCUAAAAUUAGAGAAACAGCUCCAUAUUUGUGUUCAUAUCCGAAUGGUGUUGCAUAUUAUAUCUUGGUAAUUAUCAAUAUCACUUGCAUCUAUUGCGCCCACUGCUGGCAAUAGAGUGAUUUUAACUGUUGCAAUUUGUUUUCCAGGUGGAAUGCUUACAAAGUGGCAAAGAAGUAAAACUAUUUGAGAAUAUGGAAGUCUAGGCACAUUUCACCAACCUCUGAUAAUGAUCUUAAGAGAGCAGCUCUUAUGAAUCAAGCCUCACUAGCCAAGUCUGUGUGGAUGGGUAAACGCUUGAAGUGCAGAGAUCUUAUGUCUGCCAAGGAUCUGAAAGUUGUUAUUUCUCUUCAACGUGGUGGGGGAUAUUCUAUGAUGCUCACAUUCUUCUUAAUGGUCUGAAAUGGAGAGUUGGGAUUGACAGUUAUAUUUCCGGAAUGAUUCUGGGACUGGUUGUGCUCCUCUAGCCACUUGGAUUUCUCAGAUCAACUUAGUGUGACUGUUCACUAUUACUGAUCAGAGUUGGAGUGUUGCUAGAUUCAUGGAUUUCCUCUUCUCGAGGUUAUUCUGAAAAUUCGUAGCAAUCACACUUGUUACUAAGGAUUAUCCUCAAAGGGAAAGUUUUCUUUUAAAUCUGCUUAUCCUUAUCUCACUUUCCUUAUGCGGUUGGGGCAUCUAACUGGAAUUUCUGGAAGGUUCAUAUUGUCUCAAGGUUAAAAUUCAUUUCUGUACUUUCAUAGAAAGCUGCUCACUAGUUGGUGAAGAGUCAAUAAAAAGUUAACUAUGACCCUAUCUGUCUUAGAUGCUCGUGUAGUAUUGAAUUUCUGAGGGUUUGGAUUAUGUGUUCACAGAUUCUCUUGCCGCUAGUAUUGCACUGGAUUAUGCUAAUAUGAAAGUGAAGUCUCCAGAACUAUAAGAAACUCCUUGGUAUGUGACUCUUGACAUGCUCUUUGCUUUAUUUGCGAAUGGAGGUGUAGAGGGAUGUCUGAUGAUGAUUUUAAGCUUUGGACGAAUUUUUUGUCAGGUAUAUAGAAGAAGAUGAAUGCCAUGUGAGUUGUUCUUGCACUUUCCAGGUGUCUGUAUGAUUGUUCUUUGUUCUAGUUGGAUUUUCAGAUAUUGUAUUGUACAGUCAUCGUAUUUCCCCUAAUAUAACACUUUUUCUGUUGUUAGGCCAA